Molecule: messenger RNA, 228 nt
Organism: Ilex paraguariensis (yerba mate)
Lineage: Eukaryota; Viridiplantae; Streptophyta; Magnoliopsida; Aquifoliales; Aquifoliaceae
Source: the annotation of a GenBank genome assembly
AUGAGAAGUCCAGUUGUGGUGGAAAAAUUUCAUCGUCUUUGCAAACAAGUAAUUGCAGUUGGGACCAUUCCUGAAGAUAACAAGCUGAAGCAGAAGCUGGCUGAUCUACGUUGGUGUAUAUUUCAUGUGCUGUUUUCCAACCAAUACGAACACAUUUGCCUCUCAUCCUUUCUAGAUUCAAGCAUGGUGGCUAAGGUUGUUCCUAGUGUGGCUGAAUACAGGGAGUAG